Oncorhynchus masou masou (cherry salmon) is the source of this 1221-nucleotide messenger RNA. RefSeq names its product PAK1 interacting protein 1 (gene pak1ip1). The record is from RefSeq and is a predicted model, not a curated record. Lineage: Eukaryota; Metazoa; Chordata; Actinopteri; Salmoniformes; Salmonidae. Gene Ontology annotation, molecular function: protein binding.
ACGCAUGCGCGUACCGUCAAUCUGGGGGACAUGUGUUUUCAAGCACGACAUCGUUUUUCUAGCUAGUUAAAAUCAUAUUUCUUUCAGCUCAUGUUUUGCACGACAGCAUGGGGCCCGUAAUAGAGCUCAUUGCUGGAAGUUACGAGCAGAUCGCCUUUGGUUACCGGGUGUCUACAGGUGAAAAGGAGUGGACAGCCACGGCAGACUUCACCCACCAUGCCCACACUGCCUCAGUGUGCGCGGUGGCUACCAGCGAGAGGUAUAUCGCUACAGGAAGCAGAGACGAGACCAUCCAGAUCUACGACAUGAAGAAGAGGGUUGAACAUGGAGCUCUGCUGCAUCACGAUGGUACCAUUUCAUGUCUGGAGUUCUAUGGCUCCUCCCACCUGCUGAGUGGAGGACAGGACGGGCUGCUGUGUGUUUGGAGCACCAGGAACUGGGAGUGUCUUAAGUCCAUCAGAGCACACAAAGGUCAAGUUACGUCACUGUCCGUCCAUCCCUCAGGGAAACUGGCCCUGACUGUCGGCACAGACAAGACACUCCGAACGUGGAAUCUAAUCGACGGAAGAUCGGCUUUCAUCAAAAAUAUUAAACAGAAUGCGGUGAUAGUGAAGUGGUCUCCCGAGGGGGAUAAGUAUGUGGUAGUGAUCAGCGACAAGGUGGACGUUUAUGACCUGGAAACAGCGACUCUGACAUCAACCAUCAUCAACCCCAAGAGGAUCUCAUCCAUCAAGUUCCUCACUAAUUCCAUCCUGGCCAUAGCUGGGGACGACGAGACAGUCCGGCUGUGUGACAUCAACACUCAGAAGGUGCUCUGUGAGUUCGAGGCUCAUGAAACCAGGGUGAAAUCGGUGGACAGUUUCACCGUGGACGACUUCUGUGUUCUGGUGACGGCGUCAAACGAUGGCUUCAUCAAAAUGUGGAAACUUAACCUUGAGUCCUUGGAGCCUCCGGUCCUCCUGGGGAAGGUGAAUACUACGGCUCGGUUGACCUGUCUGGCCGUGUGGAAGCCCACCACUCUACAGGAGCCCCCAGAGGUCAAAACAGAACCUACCACAUCUCACGACGUCAAGGAUGUACUGGAGCUUGAGAAGAAGAGGAAGAGGGUCAGGAUCUCGACUGUAGAAGUGGUCCAAGAGGAAGAUGCUUCACCCAAGAAGAAAAAAGAUGGUGGGAAAAAAAAGCUGAAAACUUAAUAAAAAAAUAAAAUAUUUUAAAAAA